Messenger RNA from Rhineura floridana, 2208 nucleotides. RefSeq names its product zinc finger protein 620-like. The transcript has 4 exons. The record is from RefSeq and is a predicted model, not a curated record. Lineage: Eukaryota; Metazoa; Chordata; Lepidosauria; Squamata; Rhineuridae. Gene Ontology annotation, biological process: regulation of DNA-templated transcription. Bases 314 to 571 code for a protein of 85 amino acids.
GGAAGAUUUGCUUUGUGGGAGGGGGAGGGGGUUGAUGGAAGAGCCCCCCCUUCCCUCUGGGAAUCCAUAGAAAGUGGGGGGAGGCUGAUCCACGCAGUCCAGCUGCAAAGUGUGGCCAAUACUGUUUCCACUGAAGCUGCCCCCCCAACCCAAGUUUGUUUUUCCUAACAGCUAGAGUCAUUGCUUAAGUAGCAGCAUAUCGUAAUUGGUCCAGUGACAGUGUUGUUGCGAUGACAAAGCGGCCCUUGAGAGCUGCUCCCUACGUGGGAGUCCCAGAGCUGGCCUAGUUUACGCCUCCCUCUCAGGCAGCGCCAUGGCCUCAGAGGCACCGUCCGGGUUGUCUCUUCUCUGGGAUAGAGUGGAAAGAGCGGCCGGGCAGCCCCAUCAGGGUUUGUUGACUUUCCAGGCUGUCUUGACCUUUGAGGAGGUGGCCGUGUAUUUCACGGAGGAGGAAUGGGCCCUGCUGGAUCCUGGCCAAAGAGCUCUGCACAGGGAAGUAAUGGAGGAGAAUUACGAGACGGUGGCCUCUCUCGCUCAGAGGAUUUGGAGCAAGGUGUCUCCAGGAUAUUGAUCACCCUCCAGGAGAGGCAGCGCAAGUCCUCAACCAGUGUCUGGUGGGACUAAUGGGCUGGAUGUUGGCCAAACAAUUAAAGCUGAAUCCAGACAAGAUGGAAGUACUAUGGGUGGGCAGUUCCCAUGCCCAGGAAUUGUCAGACCUACAAAUUCUUAAUGGGGUUGCACUCUCCCUUAAGGAGCAAGUGCAUCAUUUGGGAGCUGUUGCUGGAACCAUUUUUGUUACUUGAGGCCCCAGAGAGAGAGAGAGAACGUGAUUGAUUGAUUGACUGACUGACUGAUUGAUUGAUUCUGUCACUGUGACUGAUUAUUGUUUUCAAACCAUAUUCCCUUUACCCACUUUUUGUCUAAACGCAAUGACCCCAGAUAGUGUAACCUUCCCUCAUAGUGUUUCUCCAACCCCUUGUUCAUUUUCGCUGUGCUUUUCUGAGCCGUGUCCGGUUUCUUUUGAGGUGAGGCAAACGGAACUGUACACAGUAUUCCUAGUGUGGUCACAUUAUAAAUUUCUAAAACAAAUGAUUAAUAAUACAAACCAACCAUACACAAUAUUGUCCCUUACCCGCUUUUCUUCCCUUCCUCCGUAGUACUAGCAAUAUAUGUGUGUGAGUGUUUGUUGCACGCUAUAUAUCAUAUUUAUAUAUGAUAAGUGUGUGUUACAUGUAUUUGGGAAAAGUGACAAACUACCACCAUUUCACAGCUGCUUCCAGUGCGGGUGUCUGUGAUGUUCCCCAUUGCAAGUCCUCCUCCCGCACUGCCAAGUCUUUCACCUGGGAGCCUGCUCCACCCCAGUCUCCCACCCUGUGGCACCUUCCUUCCCUCUCUCCAACUCAGGGAAUCCUCCAGCUUCAACUCAUUGACCAUUCUCAGGGCGUUGCCACACCCUUGUUCCUCCUGAUGUGGCGCUGCUCCCCCUCACACCAGUCACUGUUCAGUUUGCCAUUCAUUGGCAUCCACGGUUAUAAUUGCUAGAAAUAUGGGGACCAGACCUUGCAAAGAUCCAUUCCCUGCUCUAGCUGCAUGUCUGAGAAAGCUUCUCAUAUACACAGAGAGAGGGAGGGAGGGAGGAGGGAUUAUUAUAUAUAUAUAUGUACACAGAGAGAGAGACAGUUAACUAGACAGGUAGAUAACUAGAUUGACUGAUUGAUUUCUGAUAACUGUGACUGAUUAUUUUUCGCAAACCAAGACACCAAAGUGCUGAUGGUGUCCAUCAGAGCAUUUUUGGCUGCAUACAUAAUGUAUGUUGCAGUGGCUUCAAUCUUAAUUGCCAUGAAGGAGAUUUCCCCCAGAAUUGCCCAUUUGAAGUGCAGCCCUGACUUGCUUACUGGGGAAGGAGGAGGGACAGCUCCCAGGAUGAUUUUUGCUUUCGGUGAGAUAAAAUGAUACAGCCCAAAUGAAAACAGCUGGCUUUGCAAGGUUCCAAAAUGUCAUCCCGACCAGGCAUGUCAAUAUGAGUUUUAUGUCCAGUGAACACACAUUCGCAAGUGCAAGACUGACUUUACUGGUUCCACGUGGUCUUAUUCUAUUCAUGGAGUGCAGGGCUUACCAGAUCAAAAUUAUACCUCUUCUUAGCUUUAAAAGCUAUGUUUGGAGGGACUGAAUAUUUUCUGAUCAAAAGUAACUAGUUUUCUCUCUUUC